CAGAACAGCCUCCGCGGCUCCGGGGAGAAGGUGAGGUCUUGUAUGGAUGGGAAGGGUGAGGUGCAUGGGUCAGAGGCUUAUUUAUUGACGGGACUGUUUCCUUUGGCCCACGCGACUUAGUCUUCUCUUGUCCUUGACUGGGAGCCGCCUCCCGCCCCGCCGCCUCGGAAGCCCCUGAGAGCCAGCAAGUGGGGGCUUUUAGCCACGGUCUCUGGUCUGAUGGAGCAGAAAGGAAGAUGAGGAUCAGGGGGCCCUCGGGAGCGCUGGCCCGAAUCAAUAUGUUGAGGAUACCUGUAAGAAAGGCCUUAGUAGGCCUUUCUAAAUCUCCUAAAGGAUGUGUUCGAACAACUGCCACAGCAGCAAGCAACUUGAUUGAAGUAUUUGUUGAUGGUCAGUCUGUCAUGGUGGAACCGGGAACGACCGUCCUCCAAGCUUGUGAGAAGGUUGGCAUGCAGAUCCCUCGAUUCUGUUAUCAUGAAAGGUUGUCUGUUGCUGGAAACUGCAGGAUGUGCCUUGUUGAAAUUGAGAAAGCCCCCAAGGUUGUAGCUGCUUGUGCCAUGCCAGUAAUGAAGGGCUGGAAUAUCCUAACAAACUCAGAAAAAUCCAGGAAAGCCAGGGAAGGUGUGAUGGAGUUCUUAUUAGCAAAUCACCCACUGGACUGUCCUAUUUGUGACCAGGGAGGUGAAUGUGAUCUGCAGGACCAGUCCAUGAUGUUUGGAAAUGAUAGGAGCCGAUUUUUAGAGGGGAAGCGUGCUGUGGAAGACAAGAACAUUGGGCCAUUGGUAAAGACCAUCAUGACAAGAUGUAUACAGUGUACUCGCUGCAUCAGGUUUGCAAGUGAGAUUGCAGGAGUAGAUGAUUUGGGAACAACAGGCAGAGGAAAUGAUAUGCAAGUUGGCACAUACAUUGAAAAGAUGUUCAUGUCUGAACUGUCUGGGAAUAUCAUUGAUAUCUGCCCUGUAGGUGCCCUAACCUCUAAGCCCUAUGCCUUUACUGCCCGGCCUUGGGAAACAAGAAAGACAGAAUCCAUUGAUGUAAUGGAUGCAGUUGGAAGUAAUAUUGUGGUUAGCACAAGAACUGGAGAAGUGAUGAGGAUUUUGCCACGUAUGCAUGAGGACAUCAAUGAAGAGUGGAUCUCUGAUAAAACCAGAUUUGCCUAUGAUGGGCUAAAACGUCAAAGACUUACCGAGCCGAUGAUCAGAAAUGAAAAAGGGCUUUUAACCUAUACUUCUUGGGAGGAUGCACUCUCUCGUGUAGCUGGAAUGUUGCAGAGUUUUCAAGGCAAAGAUGUGGCAGCAAUUGCAGGUGGCUUGGUGGAUGCUGAAGCCCUAGUAGCUCUCAAAGAUUUACUUAAUAGAGUGGACUCUGACACCUUAUGCACUGAAGAGGUCUUCCCCACUGCAGGAGCUGGGUGAGAAAUACGAAUUUUUGUCCUUCAGAGUUACUAUGGUUUAAAACAAAGGCUUAAAAUUGUCCUAAAGGAGGCUAAAAAACCAAUGGUGGUUUUAGGCAGUUCUGCACUCCAAAGAAAUGAUGGAGCAGCAAUUCUUGCAGCUGUCUCUAGCAUUGCACAAAAGAUUCGGAUGACUAGUGGUGUUACUGGCGAUUGGAAAGUUAUGAAUAUCCUUCAUAGGAUUGCAAGUCAAGUAGCUGCUUUGGACCUUGGCUAUAAACCUGGGGUGGAAGCAAUUCGGAAGAACCCUCCCAAGGUGCUGUUUCUCCUGGGAGCAGAUGGAGGCUGUAUCACACGACAGGAUUUGCCAAAGGAUUGUUUCAUUAUUUAUCAAGGACAUCAUGGUGAUGUUGGGGCUCCCAUAGCUGAUGUUAUUCUCCCAGGAGCUGCUUACACAGAGAAGUCUGCUACAUAUGUCAACACUGAGGGUAGAGCUCAGCAGACUAAGGUAGCAGUGACACCUCCUGGCUUGGCAAGAGAAGACUGGAAAAUUAUAAGAGCACUCUCUGAGAUUGCUGGAAUAACUCUUCCAUAUGAUACUCUGGAUCAAGUAAGGAACAGAUUGGAAGAAGUCUCUCCUAAUCUUGUUCGAUAUGAUGAUAUUGAAGGGGCUAAUUACUUCCAGCAAGCAAAUGAGCUCUCAAAGCUAGUGAACCAGCAGCUUCUUGCUGACCCACUUGUUCCACCUCAGCUAACUAUAAAAGACUUCUACAUGACAGAUUCAAUUAGCAGAGCCUCACAGACAAUGGCCAAAUGUGUCAAAGCUGUCACAGAGGGUGCCCAGGCAGUAGAGGAACCAUCCAUAUGCUGAAGUAUCUACUAGGAUCCCAGUUUUGCCGCAGAUAAUUGAUGAACAACUAUAGUGCAGUGAUCCUUUACAGGUUUAUUUCUUUGUAAAAAAAAAAAAAAAUCUGAAUCAUGUAAUAUUUAAGGUUAUACUAUGCCUAUUUGAAAAUGAUAUUAGUUAUCAACUUUGCAGUUUGAAAAACAUGUAUUGUGUGUAAAGGUUAAAUAAUAAAACUUUAUGCAGAUGCUCUUAAAAGCAUUGAUAACCUUUGUGAUGCAUAUAAAGAAAUCCUUAAAGUAUGAGUUGUUGACUUAUCUUCGUAAAUAAUUUAUGUCUAUAAAAUGGAUGAAAUGAAAAGAGUUCCAGUUAAAACCCACUUUUUUCUAGUGCUAAAGAAAAGUUUUAAGCACUUUGUCAAGCUGGGUAAAUAGGAAAAAUAUAUAAUCAUGCUCAGACAUGUAUCUGGGAUAAUUUAAUAAUAAUCAUAGUAACAAUGGCUAAUGAUAAUUUAGCUUUAUGAUGUUUGCUGAGCACUGUGGUUUUACAUGUAUUAUCUUCUUUUGUUCUUGCUACAACCCUGUGAGAUAGUAAUACUAUCUCAUUUUGCUGAUGAAGACUGAAGCCUGGGUAUAUUAAAUAGCUUGCCCAAGGCCAUGCAGCAAAAGUCACUGACUGAAACCUACUUCUUAUUUACUCCAAAGUCUGUUGUUCUUAACUGCAGCGUAUUAUUUCCUCUCAUUAAUAUUGAUUCUAUAGGUUUUUACUUCUAAAAAUUAGUAUUGAGUUUAAUGGUGAACACAUUUUUCUAUUUUCUCUUGAAUCUGCUUCUGUAAUGUUAUGGUGAUUUAUGUGGCUUUUUUUUUUUGUAUAAGUUAUACAUGUAUGCAUGUAUACUUAUGAGAUCUCCUUUGGAAUGAGGGAGGUCUCAAGAGACAUAAUUUAGAUUCUCAUUGAUGUUCUGUAUUCAUUAUCCUAACACCAUCUGUAGUGUUAAAUCAACUAAAUUAUUUCAGUAAUAGGAGACAAAACAACCAGCUUUCAUAAGUUUUAAUUGUCAAAACGAAAAGGAAUCAGAAUAAGGAUCACUGAGAAUUU
Molecule: messenger RNA, 3335 nt
Organism: Mandrillus leucophaeus (drill)
Lineage: Eukaryota; Metazoa; Chordata; Mammalia; Primates; Cercopithecidae
Gene: NDUFS1
Product: NADH dehydrogenase (ubiquinone) Fe-S protein 1, 75kDa (NADH-coenzyme Q reductase)
Exons: 18
Biological process (GO): ATP synthesis coupled electron transport
Cellular component (GO): membrane
Molecular function (GO): iron-sulfur cluster binding; NADH dehydrogenase (ubiquinone) activity
Source: RefSeq, a predicted model, not a curated record